Pyricularia oryzae 70-15 is the source of this 3364-nucleotide messenger RNA. RefSeq lists its product as uncharacterized. NCBI's taxonomy places the organism in Eukaryota, Fungi, Ascomycota, Sordariomycetes, Magnaporthales, Pyriculariaceae. The record is from RefSeq and is a predicted model, not a curated record. The transcript is spliced from 6 exons. The coding region runs from base 1660 to 3336 and encodes 558 amino acids.
AUCGGGCAAAUUCCACGCGAUUGCAUGACGUCGGCGGUGAACCAGAACCUGUUGGCUUUUUGCGGUUGGUAACAACGCUAAUGCUGUUUGGUAUAUUCUCUAUGAGAAAAAUGAGAAUGUGCCAAGAUGAGCAUCAAGAGACACAGAAAAGACAGAAAAAAACAUGUAAUUACACGUUUUGCCAGGGGCUCGGGCUUUUCAUCACUCAUUGGAGCCCACCGAUUACCGCGCUAACGAGGGCCUGCGAUGUUCGGAGAGAUGUUUGUGCAAUUUACCCCCCGACUCCCCCAGCAAUUGUGUCGGCCCAGCAAAACAUGAUCAAUCCUAGAAGAUAAGUUCAAACUAGGUCACCGGUGUGGCCCCGAAACAAGAAGAUCUUUGUCUCUAUCGCUCGGCAGCCUCCCCACGUGGGUUCUGGCCAGGCGUAGCCUGGUACGCCCAAGAUUGACAUUGGAUGACGAGUUUUGCGUCUGAUGAUGGGCUGAAGACUUCAGCCAACCAUGUUACUACUGUAUUUCAGCCAGGCCCCGCCUGUAGGUACAGCGUGGUAUACAUAUCCUCGCUAAAUACCUUAUGGAUGAUGGAUGCCUACCAGGGUGUCGACUUGCGGAGUGCUUGUGGUUCAAUAUGUGGACCCGGGUCCUCCGGAUUUGCCUCGCGCUGGCUUGGUAAUCUUGGGAACCCUCACUUGGGUCCUGCUAGCCACCAGCGCACAAUGCACACACAGAUCAGGGAACCCAUAGCUGAGCUUGCUGUGGUAGGUUUGACUUUGGGUACCUGCCUUGAGCUCGCCUACCCCUGAGCGGUAUCCACCCACCCACAAAGUCCAGAACACCACCCUACUGCACGAACCCUUACGCAGUACAUACUAGUCUAGUCUAGUGUGGGACAAUCCAGCGCAGGCGCUGAAUACGCCCUGUGUCCAUGAAUUCUCAUUCGAACAGGCGGGCGGGCGGGCAUCUUACAGCUGGAGACAGACCCGCCUAGUAUUGUCACUGGCUUGCGCGAGUCGGGAAACUCGGAUCAGUGCUUUGUUUCCCAUUACAAGCAAGAUUUACCCAUCAUUCCCAUGUGGAGACGGCGUUUACCAACCAACCAACCACCCACCCACAUCACGGGGACAUGCGCUCGAGAGCUGGGCUGCGCAUGGCAAGGUGAGCGAGCCCCUAGCAGGGGGAACACAGUUGCCGCCGCGCUCCUCACUUUCUGUACUGUAGUCUAAAGUUAAUAACCCUAUUACCCUGGGAUGGCGCUCCUCCACAAAGUGAUCGUCCUCUCCCUUGUGGUCCUACUUCACAAGCCCAUCGACAUGUCCGAUCUAUAACACUGUUUGAGGAAAGGAUAUUCUUCUUACCCAUUCAGUCCUCGCGGCUGUCAACAACAGCCGUCUGUCUGCAGAAAAAAGGCCGCCCAUUGUCAUUGACUUGACAAGGCGAGGAUCGCCCCUUUUCAGCAGCCCAGACUUGCUGUCAUACAUUCGUUACUAUCACACACUCGUUACUGCGUGUGUCUGUAGGGCAGAGCACGCACUCCUAUUUGACACGCCCUACAAUCACUCGACAGGCUAGGGAUCAGGACCCGGGCCUCUAUUCGACCAUAUCACUCCUGUUUCUCAAGGUGGCGCCGACCGGUGUGAGGGAAUAAUUAUAAAACGCCAUCAUGAGGUUCAUCAUCGUCGCCUUCAUGGCAGCACUGGCCACGCCUUUGGCUCUGGCGCAGAACACAUCGAGUUCUGCUCUGGCUCACCAGAUCCCCGACUGCGCUAAAUUUUGUUUGGCGAGCUUUGCAGACCGGUCAACAUGUCCCAUGGACGACCUAGCCUGCUUAUGCCCAAACACGGCACUGAAGGAGGACAUUACCAAGUGCGUAACGGCUCAAUGUAGCAUCAAGGAAGCACUGUUUACGAAGAACGUCACAUCCGUCGCCUGCGAGGAAGAGAUCAGGGAUAAGCGUCUUGAACUCAACAUCACAGCUAUUAUCCUUGGAUCAAUGGCGGCAUUGUUCGUAAUACUUCGAAUGUUCUCCAAGGUCUUUGUCGUUGGUGGCAGCGCUGGCUUGGACGACUGGUUUAUCGUAGCGACGAUUCUACUUGGCGUUGCCGACACGGUGCUUAUCGUCGAAGGACUGACCGCCUACGGUCUGGGUCGAGACAUAUGGACCUUGACCAGCGAGCAAAUCACACAGUUUGGGCUGCACAUGUACGUGAUACAGAUCAUGUAUAUUGCACGGCUGUCCCUGCUGAAGAUGUCGCUGCUGUUCUUCUACCUGCGAAUCUUUCCCAACCCGCGCAUACGGCAGCUUCUCUGGGGCACUGUGGCUUUUAACACGGGCUACUUUGUGGCCUUUAGCGUUACUGCCGCUUGCCUCUGUCGCCCCAUCCACUUUUUCUGGGAGAGGUGGGAUGGUGAGCAUCUCGACGGGAUCUGCAUGGACGCGAACGCGAUAGGGUGGGCCAAUGCAGCGGUCAGCAUCGCCCUCGACCUUUGGAUGCUGGCUCUGCCGUUGUCGCAGUUGGGAUACUUGAAGCUGCACUGGAAGAAAAAGGUCGGCGUGAUCAUCAUGUUCGCUGUUGGCACAUUCGUCACCGUCAUGAGCGUUCUGCGACUCCAGUCUCUCGUUUCGUUCGCAAACUCCGAUAACCCGACCUGGGAUAACUGGGACGUCGUCAGGUGGUCGACCAUCGAGGUUAACGUCGGCGUCAUCUGCGCUUGCCUACCGCCCCUGAGGGUCCUGCUCAUCCGCGCGUUCCCCCAACUGAGCGGCUCGACAAGCAACUAUCCGUCGCAGAUGAACCAAAACUACGGAGCGGGCAAGGGCUCCAAGGGCGCCAUUGCACUCAACUCGAAGGUGCAGCUGACCAACGGACGGUCCAGGACCUUGGGCGUAGAGUCGACGGUCGAGCGAGGAUCCACGGUUAUUGACGACGCGGAAGGAGCGGCAGGAAAGGGCGGGAUCCAGUGCCAGGUCACGUACAGCGUGUCGUACAGAGAGCGGGAGCGCGACGAGGAGAGCCUGGUUGGCACGAUGCACCGCGACGACUUUGACGACAUUCCGAGGAGGGGGAGCCCCGGGGGUGCGACCACCCCAUCGACGAUGCGGCGCAGCCCGAGCGUGGCUGCUGUGGAGCGGACCGGACGUGUCGACAGCCCAGGGCCGUCGAGGAGCCUCAGCCGGUCGCGGUCUCACCAUAGGAACUUUAGCAGGCCCAACGUUGCACCACUCCCCACCAGGAGCAGGAGCCACUGCCGCUCGGACAGCGUAUCAGUGUUGGACUCUAGGGAGAGGCUGGAUCCAGACGCAGUGGGACCGCUGAGCCCGAGGUAUCCUUUGCCAUAGAUCUAUCCACUUGACUUUUUUUUUCUUU